GCAGGACUUACUUCUCCCUCUGCUUCGCUGCAGCCGGGUGUCGCGGAAUAAAUAUUAGUGGAAAUUGCUCUGCCCAAUUAAUCCAGAGUGAGCUCUGGUGUGUCAUUAUGAAGCCCGGCCUUCCACUGUAGCAUGACAGCUCGGUAUUUUCACAAUUUGAAGAAAUGUCAAAGAAAAUUACCCCUCCCUUGAAUUCUGCAAUUAAAACUCAAGUAGUUAAUGAGACCUCUUCACCUUUUGGUUGCUCCGGGUAGAACGUUUGUGGCGAACUUAAGCUCUUUUUAAUUGCUGUUAUUAAAGAAAUCAGUCCUCCUUUUUUUUUCUGCCAGACUUCGCGCUGGUUUCCUGAUUGAUGCGUGAAACGGGUCUGUUGGUUGGCUUAACCUGCAGUUCUUUCUUUCUCUCUCUCUCUCUCUCUCUUUUUUAGAUUAUUAUUAUUUUUAUUAUUAUUAUUAUUAUUGCCGAAUCACAAAUUCUGAAACUCAAGAACAUAAAUGCACGGGCGAUAAGUGCCGGCUCAAGUGUUGUCUGUUUUUGUAAGUGAUGGCUAUCUUUCUCUCCUAAAUGUCAUUGUGGUUUUCUAUAAUCGCCGCGCGCGUUGUCAUGGUGAAAGGUGAAAGGCAUGAUAUUUAUGGGAAGGUGCGGGGGGCAUUUAAGGCUCACACGCCGACAUCCUCCUCUUGUCGCGCAGCUUCUCGUCAUGUGUGAGGACUGCAAGGGAGACGGGGAGCUGCCGGACAAGUGCGCCGAGGACAUGAUGGUAGGCUGGAAGACGCACUCCGAUUCAGGGGCGCGCCAGUGGAAGUUUUGGAUGAAGACACUUCAUCUCCGCCGGCGAUGGCCUCCGCGCCUCUGCUGGGCAGGAGCGUGUGCGCCAACUGCAACGAGGAGAUAGUGGACAAAUAUUUAUUGAAGGUUAACGACUUGUGCUGGCAUGUGCGCUGUCUCUCCUGCAGCGUGUGCCAGACCUCGCUUGGCAGCCACGCGAGCUGCUACAUCAAGGAGAAGGAGGUUUUCUGCAAACUGGAUUACUUCAGACGAUACGGCACCUGGUGCGCGUGCUGCGGCAGGAACAUCCACUCCACAGACUGGGUCCGCAGGGCCAAGGGCAACGUCUAUCACCUGGCCUGCUUCGCCUGCUUCUCCUGCAAGAGGCAGCUCUCCACCGGGGAGGAGUUCGCCCUGGUGGAGGGCAAAGUGCUCUGCAGGGUCCAUUACGACUGCAUGCUGGACAACCUCAAGAGGGCCGUGGAAAAAGGAAACAGUGUUAAUAUGGAGGGAGCCGUGCCAACGGAACAAGAAAUCAAUCAGCCGAAACCAUCCAAAAGAGCUCGAACCAGCUUCACAGCCGACCAGCUGCAGGUGAUGCAGGCUCAGUUCGCUCAGGACAACAACCCUGAUGCUCAAACUCUGCAGAAGCUGGCGGAGCAGACUGGCCUCAGUCGAAGAGUCAUACAGGUUUGGUUCCAGAACUGCCGAGCUCGCCACAAAAAGCACGUGAGCCCCAAUCACACCUCGAGCUCCCCCAUGGCCUCCCUGCAGAGCGGCCGCCUGUCCCAGCCCACCCCAACCCCUGAAGAGCUGCAGUACACAGCCUACGGUGGCCCAGAAGGCUCAAUGCUCUCAGCGCUGCACUCCUUCAUUGACAUACACUCUCCUCCCUCCAUGUUUCAGCCACUGCUGCCUGCCCACGCCAUGACCUCGUUGCCUGUGUCUCACGCCUAGCUGCUCUCUCUCUCUCUCACACACACACACGCCUACACCACACACAGCUUCAGACCUCACCAGCAUUUCUUCUCCAUAACCAGAUGCAGUAUUUUGAUGCUAAAGGUAAAUCUGAUUUGAUGUUCAUCACAUCAUUUAAACUUCAAGAAAUUCAUCCUUCCAUGUUGGUAUUAAAAAACAAAACACUGUUGAAGACCAUGACUUACAGUCCUCUGUGUACUGUAUAAUGUGGAAAUGCAAAGUUUUCAGUGUACCUCAUAGAGCUGUGACACAUGGCAGUAUAUUUGUUUAUAUUGUUGGUGACAAUGUCUGACUGUGCUACUCCAUGUGUAAGGCAAAAGGCUCUAAACUCCGUAUGAAGGUGAACCUGAAUUUGUUUUGUAUAAAUGUUGCAAUUUAAUUUAUUGUAUGUGAAGUUUCUGUUUCAAGAAUAAAGAACUAAUUUC
Messenger RNA from Xiphophorus maculatus (southern platyfish), 2171 nucleotides. RefSeq names its product LIM/homeobox protein Lhx8-like. Gene Ontology annotation, cellular component: nucleus. Gene Ontology annotation, molecular function: DNA-binding transcription factor activity, RNA polymerase II-specific; RNA polymerase II transcription regulatory region sequence-specific DNA binding. Gene Ontology annotation, biological process: regulation of transcription by RNA polymerase II; neuron differentiation; forebrain neuron development. Bases 838 to 1725 code for a protein of 295 amino acids. Lineage: Eukaryota; Metazoa; Chordata; Actinopteri; Cyprinodontiformes; Poeciliidae. The record is from RefSeq and is a predicted model, not a curated record. The transcript is spliced from 8 exons.